Messenger RNA from Epithele typhae, 750 nucleotides. RefSeq names its product NAD(P)-binding protein. Gene Ontology annotation, molecular function: oxidoreductase activity, acting on the CH-OH group of donors, NAD or NADP as acceptor. The record is from RefSeq and is a predicted model, not a curated record. Bases 1 to 750 code for a protein of 249 amino acids. Lineage: Eukaryota; Fungi; Basidiomycota; Agaricomycetes; Polyporales; Epitheliaceae. The transcript is spliced from 6 exons.
AUGUCUUCUUACGUCGUUCUCGGAGCGUCCCGUGGCAUAGGGGUAAAGCAAGAACGCGACAAUAAGGUAUUCGCUGUCGUUCGCACCCCAGAGUCUGCGGCCCAACUGCAUUCGCUCGCGUCGACGCGAUCGAAUGUGUUCACAGUCAAGGGCGACCUCGACAGUGCGGAUUCUCUCAAGGCGAGCAUGACAGCCGCUGCCGCAACGGAAGUUGCAGGCCAUACCAGCGGAAAGCUUGACGUCCUCAUACUCAACGGUGCCCGCAUAACGUCCCAAUACUCCGGUAUGACCCUGGACAAGUUCCCUGACCCCCAAAGCCUCGAAGAGGACCUCAUGGCCGGCUUCCGCUGCAACACUGUCGGCGUCGCGCACGCCAUCAACGCCUUCCUGCCUCUGCUCCGCGCGGGCGCGAAGAAGCACAUCCUCGCGAUAUCCACCGCCGCCGGCGACAUCGACUUCGUGCGCGAGAUCGGGAUGGGCGCGAACGUCGCGUACGCCGCGUCCAAGGCGGCGCUGAACAUGGUCGCCACCCAGUUCUCCAUCGCGCUCAAACCCGAAGGCUUCACCGUGCUCUCGAUCAGCCCGGGGUACGUGAACACCUUCACCGAGGACCCCAGUUGCCCGGACUUCGACGGGAACCCGCGGACGCCAGCGGUUGCCGUGUCGAUGAUGCUGGACGUGCUGAACAGAAGCGGGCCGGGCCAGAGCGGUUCUUUCGUGUCCCAGUAUGGCAACAAGGAAUGGGUCUGA